Messenger RNA from Paramecium pentaurelia, 252 nucleotides. The record is from the annotation of a GenBank genome assembly. NCBI's taxonomy places the organism in Eukaryota, Ciliophora, Oligohymenophorea, Peniculida, Parameciidae.
AUGAUUGUUCAAUUAAAGGAUGGUAAUUAUUUAAUAAUUAUUGUAUUCCUAUUUGUGGGGAUGGAUAUGUUAUUGAAGGUUUUGAGGAAUGUGAUGACGGAAAUAUAAUUCCAUUUGAUGGUUGUUUUGAAUGCUAAUUUUAAUGUUAAAUUGGUUGUAUUGAGUGUUAGGAAAACUAAUGCUUAAAAUGUGAUGAAAAUUAAUAUUAAUUUGAUGUUUAAAAUUAAAAUGUACUUAAAUUAACCAUGUUGA